AUGAACGAUGGCAAAAAUGACAAUGAUGAAUACCAUGAGUUCCAUGAGGACGAAGCAAUACACAAGUAUGUAGAAAUGCUGAACAACAUGGACACAAUCUGGAAAGACAGACACAAAGUGAUGAACAAACACUUUGGAGAGUUAUACAUCUACAACAUAGAUGACCUGGAGGACAAGUCUGCAACAAUCAAAAGACUCAUCAAUAGAGAAGUAUCGUAUCCAAAUGCGUUUCUUGCAUCCUCUUUGGGGUUCAAUAAGAAUACAUGGAACAGAGAGUACGAAAGGAUACUGAGAGAGAUUGGAAUGGACAAGCGCCCAGUGCAUACAACCUUAAGAACGAUGCUAUUGUUUGAAAAGCUCAAAUGGCUGGUUGUAUCGUACCAUGAAAUGAAGAGCAAAAGAAGAGGCUAG
This is a messenger RNA of Ordospora colligata OC4, 411 nucleotides long. RefSeq lists its product as uncharacterized. The coding region runs from base 1 to 411 and encodes 136 amino acids. The record is from RefSeq and is a predicted model, not a curated record. The transcript has a single exon. NCBI's taxonomy places the organism in Eukaryota, Fungi, Microsporidia, Ordosporidae.